Pyrgilauda ruficollis (rufous-necked snowfinch) is the source of this 1575-nucleotide messenger RNA. RefSeq names its product fatty acid hydroxylase domain containing 2 (gene FAXDC2). The record is from RefSeq and is a predicted model, not a curated record. Gene Ontology annotation, biological process: sterol biosynthetic process. Gene Ontology annotation, molecular function: iron ion binding; C-4 methylsterol oxidase activity. Bases 360 to 1355 code for a protein of 331 amino acids. Lineage: Eukaryota; Metazoa; Chordata; Aves; Passeriformes; Passeridae. The transcript is spliced from 11 exons.
CUGCGCCUUGAGGGAAGCGUCGCCAUAACGCCCAUCGGGGCUGGGAUGGGCUUCCAGCAUGGGGAGCCCCCAGCACCCCCAUCCCUUAGGACACGGGCUGCGCCGGGCCCUGGCUGAGCGUUCCCGAAAGAAGCAGCGGCCGCCCCUCCCUCACCAAGGGGAGUCCAUUGUCAGCUUUUCUAGGAACAGGGUUUCCCCUAAAACCGUGCAGUGCUUGGUAGGACAUCAAACACCACGUCUGGUCCUGUGUCUGUCUACACAGAAUGGCUGAUAUGCAACUGUUCAGGUGACCAGCUUAUUCCUCCUUUCUGAAACGCUGCAAGAAGAGUACUCCCAAGAGGCUUCCCUCCAUCUUCAAGAUGGAAACAGACUCUGGAUAUUCCUCCACAGCUGAGCUGCAGAAGCAGGGAAAGAAGCUCUCUGAUGCCUUGAGGAUCACUGCCUAUGUCUUCAGUACAGGCCUGCUCAUGUUCACUGCCUUAGUGAACACUGCUUCUUGGUUUAUGCAGAAUAUAACUGUAGGCAAUUUCUGGCAAACAGCAUGGUUGGAGUUCUACGACCAUAUGGAGGGAGAUGAGUGGACAAUCUUCCUCGUUGGGGCUGCAUUGGUGCCUGCACUUGCUUUCUGGGGCUUCAAUGGAAUCCUUCUGGUGGCUGAUAUAACAGGAAAGCCAACUUUCAUUACUCGCUAUCGCAUUCAGCUGGGCAAGAAUGAUCCUGUGGACAGAAAGAAACUGUGGAAAGCCAUCUACACAGCGCUGGGUAAUCAGUUCUUUGUCUCCUUUCCCAUGCUUGUGCCCAUGUUCUACAUCAUGCAAUGGUGGGAAAACACCUUCAGCAAGGAAUUACCAACCUUCCAAUGGUUUCUUGUGGAGCUAAGCAUUUUUACUGUAGUAGAGGAAAUUCUCUUCUAUUAUACACACAGGCUUGUUCACCACCCAGUGCUCUAUAAGCACAUUCACAAGAAGCACCACGAGUGGACAGCCCCCAUCGGUGUGGUCUCCAUUUAUGCUCACCCAAUAGAGCACAUAGUCUCCAACACUCUGCCUGUGAUGACUGGCCCGAUGAUUAUGGGAUCUCAUAUUGUUUCAGUCUCAGCAUGGUUCUCCAUUGCUCUUGUAACAACAAGCAUUUCUCACUGUGGCUACCACCUGCCCCUCCUGCCAUCUCCAGAGUUCCACGACUUCCACCACCUCAAGUUCAACCAGUGCUACGGAGUGCUGGGAGUGCUGGAUUUCCUGCAUGGCACGGACAAAAUGUUCAGACAGACCAAAGCCUUCCAGAGACACAAGGUCCUGCUCAGUCUCACACCACUCUCUGAAAGCAUCCCAGAUCCACCCAAAAAAGAGGAGUGAACCAGCUCAGCAGCUCUUGCCCACCCUGGUGAUGAGCAGAGUGAGAGACAAUGAUUUAUGCCAAAUAGUAUUUUAAUCAGGAAACAAAUUCUUGUCCACACAGAUCAUGAAGCUGAAGUUAAAUAUGCUGCUUUGAAACUACUGCACUUUUGUUGCCAUUGUUUACUAUAUAAGACACUUAUAAAAAAAACUGCUCUAGAAAUCUGUUUUUAAAAUUUAA